AUGUUCCCCUCCGACCUCCGCCUCUUCAACAAACUCCCCUGCCCGGACAGACAGAACUGCAAGCGGCAGAACUGCAUAUUUAGCCACCAGCUAGGCCUCGUCGAGCCACCCACCGUUCACAUCCCCGUCGAUCUCCCGAAAGAUACGCCUAAGCAGUCGUCGGCCAUUGCAUCCACCUCCUCCCACACUCAGAGAAGCAUUAACGCGAUACCUGCGAAGCGAUCCCUCUCCCAACAACUCAUUGCUAAUCCGAGCAAUGGAAGCAGCUCUAGUGAACCGCCCAGAAAGCUUCAGAGAACAGGGCCGAUCAGAAGGCCAAUUGCCACGCUCAUGUACGUACAGACGGGAGUACCGCUCCUUCGCAUCAACCCCGCACAGUCGAUAGUUCCUCUCCCCGUCCGCCAGGCCAUGCUCAAGUCACUUUACGACCAUUUCGUCGUUUUAUACGAGAAGAUUCUUUCUACAAAUCCCACUCUCGCCUCCGAGCACGCUCUUCGGCAAGAAGAAGAGGUAUACAAGUCCUCCACCAAGCACACUUACCGCAACGCUGUCAUCUCCUCCAUCGCCUCGCUCAAGCGGCGCCCCUUCCCCGACAACGCAUCGCACCCCUCCGUUGGCACCGAAGGCGAGAUCGCCGCACGUGCGGACACGCGCAAAAAACUUGCAGCGCUCCGACUCACCGCCGCCCAGCUUGAGCCGUACAUGCUCACCAUGGAAGAGAUGCGCCGCUGGGGCUACGUCGUCGAAAUUCCCCCGGGACCGGGCGGCACGCGCCCCAGCGAGGUUGGCGUGGUAAAAACUUGCGAACGGUGUGGCCAAGCGUUCAAGGUGAAGCCUAAGGGGGAGGCGGACGAGUGCGUGUUCCACUGGGGGAAAGCGCUCACGACGAAAGCGAAUGGUGAGAAACGUCGGUUGUAUACAUGCUGCGAGCGGCCGGCGGAUAGUGAGGGGUGUGAGCGCGGAUUCCACGUAUUCUACGAGACUGCGCCAGAGGACCUCCACCUCCGGCAUCCGUUCUCCUUCACCCGCCCUCCUUUCUCAUCGGCUGCAGACUCAACAUCCCCCGAUUCGCCAUCACGAGACAACUCAGAUGAGGAGGUAGAAGGUAGCUCACGCACGGACACAGCGCUCGAUGUCGUCGCGCUCGACUGCGAGAUGGUGUACACGACCGGCGGGAUGCGCGUUGCGCGAGUCUCCGUGGUGGACGCGACAGGAAAAGAAGUGUUCGACGAGCUCGUCCGCAUGGACGACGGCGUCGAGGUCAUUGAUUUCAAUACGCGCUUCUCGGGCAUCACUCCAGAGGCACACGCCAGCGCACUGCUCCCGCUCGCGAGCAUUCGGCGUUCGCUCGACACGCUCAUCAGCUCGGAAACAGUCGUGAUCGGGCACGCGCUCGAAAACGACUUGAAGACAUUGCGCAUGGUGCAUUACCGGUGUGUGGAUACGGUAGCGCUGUUUCCGCAUUCGGCGGGCCCGCCGUAUCGGAGGGCAUUGAGGGCAUUAGUGAAAGAAUUUUUGGGCCAGACGAUCCAGAGUGGCGGAGGAACAGUGGGACAUAGUUCGGUGGAGGACUCAGUGGCGACGCUGGAUUUGGUGCGGUGGCAUGUCCUGAAUCGUCCCAAGCCUCCGCCGAAGACGUCAACGUCGACGAUUGUCAGCUGA
Molecule: messenger RNA, 1662 nt
Organism: Laetiporus sulphureus 93-53
Lineage: Eukaryota; Fungi; Basidiomycota; Agaricomycetes; Polyporales; Laetiporaceae
Product: Rexo1 protein
Exons: 7
Coding region: 1-1662 (553 amino acids)
Cellular component (GO): nucleus
Molecular function (GO): exonuclease activity; nucleic acid binding
Source: RefSeq, a predicted model, not a curated record